UUUUGAAGGUCUUCCAGUGUGACACUGAUAUAAAUAGUGUAAAGCCCACUAAAGUUUGACUUCACUCCUCCAAGAUGAUUUGCCUCUUGGCUCUUUUGUCAUGGACAGUGCUGGCUUGUGCCGAAGAACCCUUUAACCAUAAUGUGCACAAUGGAAGGGUCAUAGGAGGAAGUGAUGCUAAACCCAACACUUGGAGAUGGCAGGUUUCUCUGCAGCUGGAUUCAUACAGUGAUGGCUCCUUUGGCCACAUCUGUGGAGGCAGCAUUGUUGAUAGUUUCCACAUCAUGACUGCAGCUCACUGUAUCCUCAGCAUGGAUGCUAAUCAGUAUCGUGUAGUGGUAGGUGAGUAUAACCUAUUUGAAUAUGAUGGCAGUGAGCAGUUCAUCCGAGUGGAAACAAUCAUUGUCCAUCCUGACUGGACCGGCGAUCUUGCCAAAGGAAAUGAUAUUGCUCUCAUGAAACUGGCCAACCCUGUGUAUAACAACGGCUAUGUGGAUAUUGCAAACCUUCCCUACCCUGACCAGAUGCUGCCUCAUGGUUUCACCUGUUACAUCACAGGCUGGGGAUUAAUGGACUACAUAGGAAGCAUCCCUGACAAACUGCAGGUGGCUCCCAUUGAUGUGGUGGAGCAUUCAGUCUGCUCCCAGCCUGAGUGGUGGGGUGACAUCGCUCUGAAAACCAUGGUGUGCGCUGGAGGGGACGGAGUCAUAUCAGGCUGUCAGGGCGACUCUGGAGGUCCCCUGAACUGCUUCACGGAUGGAGCCUGGAGAGUCCAUGGUGUCGUCAGUUAUGGACCAGCCGGCAUGUGUAACCAAGUGUCUAAACCUACUGUCUUCACCCGAGUCUCAUCUUUCCUCGACUGGAUGUAUUCAGCUAUGGGACUAAAUCUUUAGAUUGCAGAAUGCUUUCUUCAAGUUGUCAGAUGGAACCAGUGAAAUAAAAUUCACCAGCAACUCA
Messenger RNA from Melanotaenia boesemani (Boeseman's rainbowfish), 957 nucleotides. RefSeq names its product chymotrypsin-like elastase family member 2A. The transcript is spliced from 8 exons. The coding region runs from base 75 to 893 and encodes 272 amino acids. Gene Ontology annotation, biological process: proteolysis. NCBI's taxonomy places the organism in Eukaryota, Metazoa, Chordata, Actinopteri, Atheriniformes, Melanotaeniidae. Gene Ontology annotation, molecular function: serine-type endopeptidase activity. The record is from RefSeq and is a predicted model, not a curated record.